Cucurbita moschata (crookneck pumpkin) is the source of this 2408-nucleotide messenger RNA. RefSeq names its product protein LOW PSII ACCUMULATION 1, chloroplastic. The coding region runs from base 124 to 1443 and encodes 439 amino acids. Lineage: Eukaryota; Viridiplantae; Streptophyta; Magnoliopsida; Cucurbitales; Cucurbitaceae. Gene Ontology annotation, biological process: photosystem II oxygen evolving complex assembly. The record is from RefSeq and is a predicted model, not a curated record. Gene Ontology annotation, cellular component: chloroplast. The transcript has 9 exons. Gene Ontology annotation, molecular function: protein binding.
GGUCAUAUUCGCGCGGUUGAUUCAUCUUUUUGACAGAUUCGUCGCUUCAUCCGUUAUUUGGAUAUUAUUGAAUAUAUUGAUUUGGGGCGAUGUGAGGUUCCCAACCCGCGAGCUGAAGUUUCCAUGGCUUUGGGUAUGGCUACUCUUCCUGUGUUCCACCAGCUGCUCACCCUCUCUAAUCCCAAAUCAGCAACCAUUCUCAGGCAGCGCCUACCCACUUCCAAUUCCCAAAGGGCUUUCCAUGUCUCUAUUCUCUGUUGCUCUUCUACUUCUCAAUCCCCCGAAGCUAACGUCGAAUCUGCGGAGUCCUCUGUCAAUCUCGGCCUCCAGCUCUUCUCUAAAGGACGGGUCAAAGAGGCUUUAGUCCAGUUUGAAGCAGCACUGGAUAUGAAUCCCAACCCAAUGGAGGCCCAAGCUGCUUUGUACAAUAAAGCAUGCUGUCAUGCCUAUCGUGGGGAAGGAAAGAAAGCUGCUGACUGUCUGCGUGUUGCAUUAAGAGAAUAUGACCUGAAAUUUGGCACAAUUUUGAAUGAUCCUGACUUGGCCUCAUUCAGAGCUCUUCCUGAAUUCAAGGAAUUGCAAGAAGAGGCUAGGAUGGGUGGAGAAGAUAUAGGAUAUGGAUUUCGAAGAGAUCUUAAACUCAUUAGUGAAGUCCAAGCACCUUUUCGAGGGGUUCGGAGGUUCUUUUAUGUGGCACUGUCUGCAGCUGCUGGAAUUUCGCUGUUGUUUAAUCUACCGAGGUUGUUUCGUGCUAUUCAAGGUGGUAAUGAAGCUCCUGAUGUUUGGGAAACUGUUGGAAAUUUAGCUGUUAAUGUUGGAGGUAUUGUCGUUUUUGUGGCGUUAUUUUUAUGGGACAACAAGAAAGAAGAGGAACAGCUUGCACAAAUAUCAAGAAAUGAAACGUUAUCAAGGUUGCCUCUACGUCUUUCCACCAAUCGAGUUGUUGAACUUGUUCAGCUACGAGAUACUGUAAGACCGGUCAUUUUAGCUGGGAAAAAGGAGACAGUUUCUUCAGCCAUCCAAAAGGCAGAGAGGUUCAGAACUGAGCUCCUUAGACGAGGUGUUCUCUUAGUUCCUGUCAUAUGGCGCGAAGGUCGGGAGACCCGAAUGGAAAAGAAAGGGUUUGGUGCUCCAGCCCCUGCUGGUUCUGCUGCUCUGCCAUCUAUUGGUGAAGAUUUUGAGAAACGAGCUCAGUCUAUAACCGCCAAAUCGAAGUUGAAAGCUGAAAUUCGAUUCAGGGCUGAUGUUAUAUCACCUGCAGAAUGGGAAAGUUGGAUAAGAGACCAGCAGAAAUCUGAAGGGGUUACUCCUGGUGAGGAUGUCUACAUAAUAUUGCGAUUGGAUGGUCGAGUUCGAAGAUCAGGGAGAGGAAUGCCCGACUGGCAAAAAAUUAUUGAAGAGUUACCACCAAUGGACGCUCUUCUAAGCAAGCUAGAAAGAUGAGAUAAACAGAAACGAUAUGCAAAUGCUCGUGGAAACUAUCGAUGGCAUCGCUUUCGCUACUCGUUCGACUUCCACACGAACACCAGAAGAGUACAAGGUCUAGUUAUACAUUCUUAGCUAAUUGUGUUUGCUAUUAUAACUGUGUUUGGAGGAUGGGUGAUUGAAUUGAUAUGAUCAGAUGGGUCAUUGGGGCAAUAGAUUCUGAGUUAAAAGAAACCAGUUGGUGGACUCUCUGUUUCUUGAACUUAGCUUUCUUGAACAACCACACUAUCUUUUAAUAUCAUUUUUAUCACUUUCUUGGUAGGUUGUGAAAAGGGUCUUCACAUAAAUUGGAAUGCUUUUUGAAUUUUCAAAAGUUCUACAAAGGAAAUGAGAACAAAAAAGACCCCUCCAAAAAGAAAACUUGUGGCAUAUGUGUAAAUAAAAUGAAAAAACCAAAGCCAUUUCCUUGGAAUCAAAACGCUUUAAAUGAGAACAAGCUCUUUCCCUUGGCAUACUUAGAAUUCAACCAUGGGCAACUCUUCUUCUCCACCUGCCUUCUUCUCUAUGCUCAUUUUCACCAUAGCCUUCUUUGUCUCUUCGUCCUCUUUAAUGGUCGUGGCCAUGAGUGGUGACCGUAGUCUUAGCUGGCUCUCCACUGAAGCUCGAUGCCAUGGACGUUCGUUAAGUGAAUGCAUGAUGGAUGUUGAGUUUGAAAUGGAUUCUGAGAUCAAUCGUCGUAUCUUAGCCACUUCAAGUUACAUAAGUUACAAGUCGUUGAAGGCGAACAACAUUCCAUGCUCUCGACGAGGUUCGUCCUACUACAAUUGCCAGCCGGGGGCUGAAGCUAACCCGUAUCAGCGGGGUUGUACUGUCAUUACUCGUUGCAGAAGCUAAGCAAAAUUCAUCUUCUUCUUUGCGUGUUCCUUCUUGUUCUUGUCUUUGUAACAUAGAAUAAAUUUGAAAAAGGCGGUUGCUGUGUUUGG